AUGUCCUCCUCAACUCUAGAAGGGCAGGAAACUGCAUCGCAUCAUUCCAAAAAUUCACCAUCGAGGCAUGGGGAUGAUGGAGGUCUACAGACUGCCGGAGAUGAAUACGUCUACAUUGCCGAUCACUACGGCAUGGUUCGGCGGAUGAUUUUCAUCAUGACAGUGUGUUCGUCCAUGUUCACGAAUCAGUUGGGCCUCUGCAACAGCCUCUCGACGCUCGAAGAAAUCGGAGAGUCCUUUGGUGUCACCGACCCUGGCAAACUUUCGUGGACAAUCUCUGGCUACGGCUUGACUCUGGGCACAUUCAUCUUGAUCGGAGGACGGUUGGGGGACGAGUUUGGCAACAAGGCGAUCUUCGUCAUCGGUAUGGGCUGGCUUGCUCUGACCAGCAUGAUGGCAGGAGUCUCCGUCUACGCCGGCUACCCUGUCUACAUCCUUGCUCGUGUCCUGCAGGGCCUUGGUCCCGCCUUAACGGUGCCCAAUGCACUCGCCAUCAUGGGCAAAUGCUUCUCCGAGCACCCUCGAAACAUGGGGUUCGCCUGGUUUGCUGCAUCAGCCCCGGUCGGUGCGAUGGCCGGUCUCCUCUUUGGGCCCCUCUUCACCAUGGCUUGGUGGCCGUGGAUCUACUGGAGUCAGGCGCUGGGGGUCGCCUUUGUCUUCGCUCUCUCCAUCGUUGCCAUUCCGAACAUGCCCGCUGAGAGCGAGCAGAAACAGCGACGAACGAUUCUCGAAAUCCUGGAGCGAAUUGACCUCCUGGGAGGUGCCUGCGGUGUGACCGCUCUGGUUCUGUUCAACUUCGCCUGGAAUCAGAGUCUGGUCGCUACGUGGAAAGAGCCUUACGUCUACGUGUGCCUGAUUCUCAGUUUCUUGUUCCUGGCGGCAUUCUUUUACGUCGAACUUCGCGUAGCUCGCCAUCCAAUCCUACCGGUCGCCGUCCUCACUUCCGACAUUGCCUUUGUCUUUGGUUGUACAGCAGCGGGCUGGUCGACAUUUGGCAUCUGGCUUUUCUACGUCAUCCGAAUCUGUCUCAAUAUCGGUGGCCAAACUCCCAUUCAAAUGGCUGCGUGGCUUUCUCCUAUCCUCGUCACCGGCAUAGGAACAGCAUUGAUCGUUGGCAAAAUCAUCACCAAGGUUCCAGCCUCGUCUAUCAUGUUGUUUGCAAUGCUGUGCUACUUCAUCACGUCCCUUCUCAUGGCCUUGCGACCCGUCCAUUCGAUAUACUGGACCUACUUCUUUUUCGCCACCAUCAUCGCCACCUUUGCAAUGGAUUCGUCGUUGCCUGCUGCCACGAUCAUCUUCGCGAACGCAGUGCCUCGACAGUACCAGGGCAUGGGGUCCAGUGUGAUCAUGACGAUUGUGGUCUACAGUAUAUCGCUCGGUCUUGGUUUCGCUGGCACCAUUGAACUUCAGAUCAACAAUGGCGGACACACCAAGGCUGACUUGCUUCAUGGUUACCGGGGUACUCUGUGGUUUUCUGUCGGGUUGACGGCAUUUGGCACUGUUCUUGCCCUUAUUUUCCUACUCAAAGAUCUGCGAAGACGCAAGUUGGCCAGGACUCAAGUGGAAGAGGAAAAGGGCCAUUCAAGUGAGGCUUGA
Molecule: messenger RNA, 1596 nt
Organism: Aspergillus terreus NIH2624
Lineage: Eukaryota; Fungi; Ascomycota; Eurotiomycetes; Eurotiales; Aspergillaceae
Product: MFS transporter
Exons: 3
Coding region: 1-1596 (531 amino acids)
Biological process (GO): transmembrane transport
Cellular component (GO): membrane
Molecular function (GO): transmembrane transporter activity
Source: RefSeq, a predicted model, not a curated record